AUGAAUGACGAGUAUGAUGACAUGGUGGAAAGAUUUGACAGGUCAAGUGUGUUUGCCAGAGAUAUGGGAGAUUUGAUGGUAAAGGCAUUAGCGAAUGUUCUAAAGCUGAUGCCUCUGAUAUUACUGACAAGCAUAACGGGCUACCAUUUUAUAACCAUAACACCCGACAAAUUCAAAAACGUAGGGGACAAAAUAUUUAUUACAUUCUCACCAGACGGACCUGGACCCUAUGAUGCUUUUCAAGAACUAGAAACCCAAGAAGAUGAAAAGAACGUCGCGGAAAAAGAAAAUAAAUGCACCUGUGGUAUGAACAGGAAAGCUUUGAAAUCAAAGGAAAACUGCAAGGAUAGCAAGAUGGAAUCUGGUCGGACUUACUCGUCUCACUGUCCUUGUCUACGUGCCAAGAAGGGUUGUGGAGAGUCAUGCAAAUGCAAAGAAUGCAGCAAUCCAUUUGGUAUGAAAAUAGUUGUUGAAAAGAGUGAUAAACCUAAAACAAGAUGA
Molecule: messenger RNA, 501 nt
Organism: Paramuricea clavata
Lineage: Eukaryota; Metazoa; Cnidaria; Anthozoa; Malacalcyonacea; Plexauridae
Source: the annotation of a GenBank genome assembly